AUGGCAAUCAUCGAAGAGGUCCCCGACUCGCCACCGGCCCAGAGGCAAGACGAGCCGAUAAUAGAGGACGUGACGGACGCGAACGCGACAACGUCGACGCUGCUCGUCGAGCCGGUGCGGGCCAACAGUGCGCAGGAGCUGGCGUCGACGCUCAAGGCGCUCUCUGCGCGGCUGGCGCUGCCGGACGACCUCCUCCCGUCGUACUUGAACGAGCCGCGGCCCGACCUAGCGGAAGAGUAUCGCGCGCAUGCCGAACAGCUCCUGCGCCACAUCCACUCGGGGACAGAGCAUCCCCUGUGGCCUGCCGUCCCCCUCCCCGAGCAGUCCGACAUCCUGUCCGACGUCGUGCGCCUGCACGGUGUCGAUGUGUGGACCUCGCCCGCGCUUGUAUCCCUCGUCGACGCCAUCGCAGCGGGCACGAACAACACGCCCGAGGUCGCGUGCCACAUACUCGAACAUAACCUCCGCCCGCUCUUCUCGCCGCACCCGCACCUCGCUGACACUCGCGCCCGGCAGCGCGCAGCAGGCGGCGACGGCGCCAUGGGGGACAUGCACGAGUCGCAGGCGUUCAAGAGCGCGCAAGGGUGGGGGAGCCACAACGCGCUCCGGUGGUGCGCUGUCUCCCUCCCCGGUAGCCUGCUCGACAGGCGCCUCGGGCUCGUCCUCCCGCCGACCCUCGUGCUCAUGGACGACUGGGAGCCGGCCUGGCGCGACCGCGGCGCGUGGGUCCUGUCCGGGUGGGUCGGCGCUAUCCCCGCCGACGAGCUACGCCGGCGCGGGCUGGACGCACUGUUCGUCAAGAGCCUCGUCCACUCGCUCUCCCUCCACUCGGCCCCACUGCCACACGUGUUGCCCGUGACGCUGUCCCUCGUGGCCCACCUGGACAGCAAGGCACGCGCCGACGCGCUCUCCGACAUCGUCGACAAGGCGCUCGUCUCGGGCUGGGCGUACGCGCCGAGCGGGGCCGAGGGACGGGCGGUGUUAAUCAACGUCGCUGCCACGCUCGAGACGCUGUGUGGCGUCCUCGGGACAGGCAUCGCGCGGUGGCUCAAGAGCAUCGUGCCCGCCCUGCUCGAGCCAUUGCAGUACUCUCCCUCUUCAGCCCAGCUGCCCCAUUUCGAAGCAAACGCGCACGCGCUGCUGGUUCUGCUGCGCACGCUGCGGUCCACUGGCCGCGUCGCGCGCUGGCGCGGGCAGAUCCUCGACGUGCUUUCUCGUCUUUGGGUGCAGAUCCGCGAGCGUGACUUUGGCCUCGAUGGCCCCGAGGCUAUCGACUCGUCGCUCCGUAUCCAGGGCCUAGUGCGGGACGUGUUUGCCGAAGUCGGGGCCGAGGUGCCCUCUGUCAGAAGUACCGAGUUCGCCACACUCCUCUCCCUCAACGCCACCGUCUUCGCCCCUCUCGUGGCUCCGACCGGCGCCUGAGUCCCACGCCCAGCCCCACCCACA
Messenger RNA from Vanrija pseudolonga, 1446 nucleotides. RefSeq lists its product as uncharacterized. Bases 1 to 1422 code for a protein of 473 amino acids. The transcript has 4 exons. Gene Ontology annotation, cellular component: nucleus; cytosol; TTT Hsp90 cochaperone complex. The record is from RefSeq and is a predicted model, not a curated record. Lineage: Eukaryota; Fungi; Basidiomycota; Tremellomycetes; Trichosporonales; Trichosporonaceae.